Messenger RNA from Siniperca chuatsi (mandarin fish), 5052 nucleotides. RefSeq names its product NACHT, LRR and PYD domains-containing protein 12-like. The record is from RefSeq and is a predicted model, not a curated record. Gene Ontology annotation, molecular function: zinc ion binding; protein binding. The coding region runs from base 700 to 4629 and encodes 1309 amino acids. The transcript is spliced from 14 exons. Lineage: Eukaryota; Metazoa; Chordata; Actinopteri; Centrarchiformes; Sinipercidae.
CUUGUUUUUGGGGCUUCAGUGUUCCUGCAGUUUGGACUUUGUGGAGCUCUGUCAGCGUCUCCAGCUGCUGUGAAAACUCUCCCAUCAGAGCGCUGACUGCCAGAGCUUCUGCAACACUGCCGCCUGCUGCUGACUGGCAGCUCUGCAGCUCACACUGGGUUUCUGCUCUCACGUCACACUGACGUUUCUGGAUUUGGAUUUGAAAGUAUGAGGAUGUGACGGCUGUCGGUCAGAUGAACACAGACACCAGCAGCGUCUGUCAGCGUCUGCAGACGAAGAUAGAAAGUCUCUUUGACCUCAUCUGGACGUGACUUUAACAGUGUCAGUGGAUGUCAGUGAUGUUGGAGAGACUUCAGAGAACAGAGGACCGUCCUCCUCUCAGAGUGAAGUGUUCCUGCAGUUUGGACUUUGUGGAGCUCUGUCAGCGUCUCCAGCUGCUGUGAAAACUCUCCCAUCAGAGCGCUGACUGCCAGAGCUUCUGCAACACUGCCGCCUGCUGCUGACUGGCAGCUCUGCAGCUCACACUGGGUUUCUGCUCUCACGUCACACUGACGUUUCUGGAUUUGGAUUUGAAAGUAUGAGGAUGUGACGGCUGUCGGUCAGAUGAACACAGACACCAGCAGCGUCUGUCGGCGUCUGCAGACGAAGAUAGAAAGUCUCUUUGACCUCAUCUGGACGUGACUUUAACAGGAAGCCACGAUGACGCCAGAGGACCUUUUGAACACUCUGGAGACUUUAAAGAAGGAGGAAUUCACAAAGUUCAAAUGGUAUCUGCAGCAGCCGGACAUCCUGGAAGGCUACCAACCCAUCAAAGUGUCUGAGCUGGAGGAGGCAGACAGGUUGAAAACAGUGAAUCUGAUGUUGAACACCUAUAAACUUCAUGGAGCUCUGAAGGUGACCAAGAAGGUUUUAGAGAAGAUACCCAGGAACGAUCUGGUGCAGAGUCUGUCAGACACCAGCUCAGGACCAGAAGUGUCAGUGGAUGUCAGUGAUGUUGGAGAGACUUCAGAGAACAGAGGACCGUCCUCCUCUCAGAGUGAAGGUAAAGCUGCUGUAUUCUCUGAUGUGAUUGUUCCAGUACCAGAGCCACAACCCAUCUCAUAUUACAAACACUUGCUUCAAUCAAACCUCCAGAAUAAGUUUAUAUGUGCACAAGAGGGGUGGGCACAAAAGAAGGAUGAGCAACGUCUGGAUGAUAUCUACACAGAGCUUUACAUCACAGCUGGGGGUGACAUACACAUUAACACACAGCAUGAGGUCAGGCAGAUUGAGGCAGCGGUGGUGAAGCCAGCAGGAAUAGAGAAACCAAUUAAACCUAGUGACAUGUUCAAACACCCCUGUGGAAGAUAUAAACCCAUAAGAACAGUGCUGACCAAUGGGAUCGCAGGAAUUGGCAAAACAUUUCUUGUGUGCAAGUUUGUGUUGGACUUAGCUGAAGGAAGAGCCAAUCAAGAUGUGCAUCUUGUAUUCCCCUUCACCUUCCGCCAGCUGAAUUUAUGGAAGGGAGAAAAGUUUAAUUUGGCAGAGCUCAUUCAUGAAUGUCUCAGGGAGACCAGAGACAUCAAGGAAGAAGCUCUUAAUCACAUCUUUACAACUCUGCAGUCAUCCGGAAACACAAACUAUGACAGAAGUAAAUUCAAACUUCUGUUUGUUUUGGAUGGACUUGACGAGAGCCGACUUCAUCUGGACUGCUCUACCAAUAAAAACCAGGACGCAGACUUUGAUGUGACAGAGUCAACCUCAGUGGAUGUGCUGCUGACAAACCUCAUCAGGGGGAAACUGCUUCCCUCUGCUCGCCUCUGGAUAACCACACGACCUGCAGCAGCCAAUCGGAUCCAUUCUGAUUUUGUCGACAUGGUGACAGAGGUCAGAGGGUUCACUGACCCACAGAAGGAGGAGUACUUCAGGAAGAGAUUCACAGAUGAGGAGCAGGCCAGCAGAAUCAUCUCCCACAUCAAGACAUCACGAAGCCUCCACAUCAUGUGCCACAUCCCAGUCUUCUGCUGGAUCACUGCUACAGUUCUGGAGGAUGUGUUGAAGACCAGAGAGGGAGGAGAGCUGCCCAAGACCCUGACUGAAAUGUAUGCAGAAUUCUUGAGGUUUCAGAUAGAUCAGACAAAACAGAGGAAUAACCAAAAAAAGUGCAUUCAGUACAUUAAGUCAUUAGCAAAACUAGCUUUCCACCAGCUGGAAAAGGGCAACCUGAUCUUCUAUGAGAAAGAACUAAAAGAGAGCGGCAUUGAUGUCAGUGGAGCCUCGGUGUACUCAGGAGUGUUCACAGAGGUCUUUAAAGAGGAGCGUGGAAGGAAGAAUGAUGAAGAAAAGAUGUUUAGCUUUGUCCAUCUGAGUGUUCAGGAGUUUCUGGCUGCUUUGUAUGUAGAGAGGGCACUCGUUAAGAAAAACAAGAAUGUGAUGUCUGAGCAAGAGCAAACUUUUGGUAAAUAUGUGCAAAUGGUUAUCAGAAAACCAUCUAUGACAGAUGUCCACAGGUUUGCUAUUGACAAGGCCUUACAGAGUCCAAAUGGGCACCUGGACUUGUUCCUCCGCUUCCUCCUGGGUCUUUCUCUGCAGACCAAUCAGACUCUCCUACGAGGCCUGCUGAAAAACAAAAGAAGCUCAGAGACCAAUCAGGAAACAGUCGAGUACAUCAAGAAGAAGAUCAGUAAGAAUCUGUCGGCAGAGAGAAACAUCAAUCUGUUCCACUGUCUGAAUGAACUGAAUGAUCUUUCUCUAGUAGAGGAGAUCCAACACUACUUGAGUUCAGGAAGUCUCUCCACAGAUAAACUGUCUCCUGCUCAGUGGUCAGCUCUGGUCUUCAUCUUACUGUCAUCAGAAAAAGAUCUGGACAUGUUUGACCUGAAGAAAUACUCUCCUUCAGAGGAGGCUCUUCUGAGACUGCUGCCAGUGGUCAAAGCCUCCAACAAAGCUCUGCUGAAUGGCUGUAAUCUGUCACAGAGAAGCUGUGAAGCUCUGUCCUCAGUUCUCAGCUCUCAGUCCUCUAGUCUGAGAGAGUUGGACCUGAGUAACAACGACCUCCAGGAUUCAGGAGUGAAACUACUCUCUGCUGGACUGCAGAGUCCACACUGUACACUGGAGACUCUCAGGUUGCAUCAAACUAGGUUCACAAAGAAAUGCUGUCAGGAGUUCUCCUCAGUUCUCAGCUCCCAGUCCUCUAGUCUGAGAGAGCUGGACCUAAGUAACAACGACCUGCAGGAUUCAGGAUUGAAGCUGCUCUCUGCUGGACUGGAGAGUCCACAUUGUAUACUGGAAAUUCUCUGGUUGAAUCAAACCAGCCUCACAGAGAAAUUCUGUGAGGAGUUCUCAUUAGUUCUCAGCUCCCAGUCCUCUAGUCUGAGAAAGCUGGACCUGAGUAACAACGACCUACAGGACUCAGGAGUGAAGCUGCUCUCUGUUGGACUGGAGAGUCCACACUGUACACUGGAGUCUCUCAGGUUGCAUCAAACUAGUCUCACAAAGAAAUGCUGUCAGGAGUUCUCCGCAGUUCUCAGCUCCCAGUCCUCUAGUCUGAGAGAGCUGGACCUGAGUAACAACGACCUGCAGGAUUCAGGAGUGAAGCUGCUCUCUGCUGGACUGCAGAGUCCACACUGUAAACUGGAGACUCUCAGGUUAAGUCAAACCAGGCUCACAGAAAAAUGCUGCCAGGAGUUCUCUGCAGUUCUCAGCUCCCAGUCCUCUAGUCUGAGAGAGCUGGAUCUGAGUAACAACGACCUGCAGGAUUCAGGACUGAAGCAGCUCUCUGCUGGACUGGAGAGCCCACAUUGUAUACUGGAGACUCUCAGGCUGUCAGGCUGUCUGAUCACAGAGGAAGGCUGUACUUCUCUGGCCUCAGCUCUGAGAUCCAACCCCUCCCAUCUGAGAGAGCUGGACCUGAGCUACAAUCAUCCAGGAGACUCAGGAGUGAAGCUGCUGUCUGCUGGACUGGAGGAUCCACACUGGAGACUGGACACUCUCAGGUUGGAACAUGGUGGAGAGCAGAGGCUGAAACCUGGUCUGAGGAAGUAUGCCUGUGAACUCACACUGGACACAAACACAGUAAACAGAAACCUCAAACUGUCUGACGACAACAGGAAGGUGACAGUAGUGACAGAGAAGCUGCCAUAUCCUGAUCAUCCAGAGAGGUUUGACCACUGGCCUCAGCUGCUGUGUAGAAAUGGUCUGACUGGUCGCUGUUACUGCGAGGUCGAGUGGAGAGGAAGGGCUCAUAUAUCAGUGAGUUACAGAGGAAUCAGAAGGACAGGAGACAGUGAUGACUGCUGCUUUGGGCGGAAUAAUCAGUCCUGGAAUCUGAGGUGCUCUGAUGAUGAUGGUUACUCUGUCUGGCACAAUAACAGAAGAACAGUCCUCUCCUCCUCCUCCUCCUCAUCCUCCUUGUCCUCCUCCUCCUCCUCCUUCUUCUUCUUCUUCUCCUCCUCCUCCUCCUCCUCCUCCAUCUCUAACAGAGUAGCAGUGUAUGUGGACUGUCCUGCUGGCACUCUGUCCUUCUACAGAGUCUCCUCUGACACACUGAUCCACCUCCACACCUUCAACACCACAUUCACUGAACCUCUUUAUCCUGGCUUUGGUUUCUGGUUUGGGUUUGAUUCCUCAGUGUCUCUGUGUUCACUGUAGGAGGGAGAGUCUCCUGUGCAGAGAAAUACUCACACUGCUGACAAACACACCAUCUUUCUGUAAGUCAUACUAACUCAUAAUCAUAACAGGAACAUCUCCUCUUUUUCGUUAAAUGCGCUGCAUGUCUGUGAUUUGAAAUACCUCGAAACACCUUUUAAAUGUUUUCAUUCAGAUUUGUGGGGUAAAGGUAUAAAGAUGUUAGUUUUAGGUUUUCUUUGCUUUUCUUUCACACAAAUAAGUACAGUAUCUAUUAUCAAUAAAAUCAGGUCCCGAUCCACGCACACAUAAAAAUGUAAAAAUAUGAAUGUUUUUUUCAGACAAAUGUACCAAUCAUUUUACUUUGUAGAAAUAUGAUUCCACAGUUUUUGUAAAUAGGAUGAGUUAUUAUUAUUAUUAAUGUUGAUCAUUAAAGGUUGAAAUGUU